Molecule: messenger RNA, 7005 nt
Organism: Syngnathoides biaculeatus (alligator pipefish)
Lineage: Eukaryota; Metazoa; Chordata; Actinopteri; Syngnathiformes; Syngnathidae
Gene: siral1
Product: family with sequence similarity 118 member B
Exons: 6
Coding region: 826-1845 (339 amino acids)
Source: RefSeq, a predicted model, not a curated record
UACAUUUCAAAUUCAAAUCCCGGUGGCACUAAUCUACUUCCAUGCACCUUGGCCACUUAAUCUUCGCCUUUGAGGCUUUGACGUCAUCCGAGCGUGUCGCGUUGCUUUCAAAAGCUCGUCAAGUUUAGAAAAUUAAAACCACGUUCGGGUAAAACACCACAACAAAUUCGAUUUUGUAGGUGAAAUCGCUACAAAACUCCAAUUUAACUGUAGGAGUCAUCAUGCUAAUAUGAAUUCGAGUUAACAAAAACGUUUAAUUGAAGAUUAAAUUGCCCGACGGAAGGAGUGUUUUGGACGACUUUUUUAAAUGUAUUUUUUUCCUUGACCGCAAACGAGACGCGUGUUAUCCGAGCGGCACUUGAAGGCGUCAUUAUCCAAGCAGCAGGCGGUGACUUCAACCGCCCCGUCUGCUCUCACGCGAGUGACGCGACAGAAGCACCCAAAAAACUUCAGCAGUGGCCCAAAGUGAACCUCGGCGGUGUUCAAACUUGGUCUCAGUACGAUUAUUUGUCAUUUGUCAAGGCUGCCUUCACACUCCGCGUUCGGCAUGACGAGUUAACGCGCGUGCCUGCUGCGGUUGGAAAGACAGUCGGAACAACUUGUAAAAAUCAGAGUCAAGUUCGCUUGUCAUUUUGAAAGUCGGCUUUUGCUGCACAUACUGGACGACGUGGACUAUUUUGAUUUAAGGAAAAAAAUAAAAAAGAAGACGAGAUUGUGAACAGUAUACAAGCGCGGUGUUGCUCAUUGAGCUGGAAUCGGGGGCAGUACUCCGUGUGCAGAAUUUUAAACAUUGGGCGCCUACUCCCUUGUGGAUAAAGGUGCUGAAUGGCCUCGGUUGUAGCGGUGAAAACUGAGAAACGAACUGCAGCUGAUUCACAGGAUGCAGAUUCAAAUGGGAAGAAGCCCAGGAAACUGCUGCCCAGCCUGAAGACCAAGCACGCCCCUGAGCUUGUCCUAGUGAUCGGCACCGGGAUAAGCUCCGCCGUGGCCCCGCAGGUUCCGGCCCUCCGCUCCUGGAAAGGCCUCAUCCAGGCCUUGCUGGACGCCGCCAACGACUUUGACUUACUAGAAGAGGAAGAGAGCCGACGUUUCCAAAAGCACAUGCAGGAGGAUAAAAAUUUGGUGCACGUGGCUCAUGACCUCAUUCAGAAACUUUCUCCGAGAACAGGCAACGUGCGUUCCACAUUCUUCAAGGACUGCCUAUACGAGGUGUUUGAUGACUUGGAGUGCAAGAUGGAACACGCCGGCAAGCAUCUGCUGCGCUCCGUGCUGCAGUUAAUGGAGAGCGGCGCGCUGGUCCUCACCACCAACUUCGACAACCUGCUGGAGAUCUACGCGGCUCACCAAGGCACCAAGCUGGAGUCUUUGGAUCUGACGGACGAGAAAAAGGUGUUGGAGUGGGCUCAAGAGAAGCGACGGUUGAGCGUUUUACACAUCCACGGUGUUUACACCAACCCUUGCGGUAUUGUGCUGCACCCCGCUGGCUACCAGAAUGUACUGAGGAACACUGAGGUUAUGCGUGAGAUCCAGAAGCUGUACGAGACCAAAUCCUUUGUUUUCCUGGGCUGCGGGCGCACCGUCGACGACACGACCUUUCAGGCGUUGUUCUUGGAGGCCGUCAAACACAAAUCCGACCUGGAGCACUUCAUGCUCGUACGGCGCGAGGACGUGGGGGAGUUCAAGAAGCUACGCGACAACAUGCUGGACAAAGGCAUCAAGGUCAUUUCGUACGGGGACGAGUACUCGGACUUGCCCGAGUACUUAGAGCGGCUGGCCAACGAGAUCUGCUUUCGAGAUGUAUCCACCAAUGACUGGGGUAAGGUACUGUGUUCAUAUUUGGUUUGAUGGACAGAAACGUUUACAUUGCAUUUAAUUUAAGGCAAAGCCAGUAACUACAUUUCCGGCUAUCAAUCCAUCAGCCAAAAAGAAGUUCUGACAAGUGUUUUGACUAUGCAGGUUAAAAUUAAGUCACUAUUUGUAUCGGAAUUUCGUUUAUUCCAGAUUAUGUUGGGUGGGCGUUUGUUUUAAACCAUCAUUUUGCUGAUUGAGGACACACCUCUUAGGCUGGAUUUACACUGCAGGUCCAAGUGUUCAGAAUCAGCUUUAUUGGCCAAGUGUGUAAAAACACACGAAUUUUUUUUCCGGCAGUCGGUGCUGCCCUGGUACGACAUUCAAGAACAUAGAGCAAGGAACCUCCAAUUCAAUUCCAAUGUUUUGCUUGUAUCAGAUUUUGGUUUAUUUCCCCUUUUUUAAAAAAAAAUUACAUUUCAAGUAGCAUAUCCCAUAUCUGUGGCUAUUAUGAUUAGCAUGUAGUAAUUAAUAUACAGAUACAUGUACAGGUACAGAGCCUUUCCAAAAAAUGUGAAUAUCACGGAAAAAAAUAUUUUAUAGUAUCUCCAUAAUUCUGUUCAAAAAGUUCAACUUUUUUUUAAUCAGGGCCCACAAUUUCAAGUAUUUUUUUUUAACAUAAUUUGGGCUUCCUGCUCAUAAAACCUUUUGUGGGAAUUACAGGAAUUCAAAAAAAUUUUUACUUAUACUUUACUCAUACUUUUAAGAAAUCAUCCCAUUAGGGUGUGAGUUUCACAUUAGUAAUCCACUGAAUUUAAAGCAAAUUUAUUUGUAUAGCGCAUGUCAUGCACAAGGUAAUUCAAUGUGCUUUACAUGAUUAAAAUCAUUUGAAAACAAAACGAUAAAACAUUUAAAACGGAUAAAAGCAAUAAAAAUGACAAACGAAAUAUUUUUAAAAAGACAAUUAAAACCGCAUAUAGUGCAGGUAAUAUGAUCAAAAAGUAGACAUAAAGCAAGAGGAAAAAAGUGUUUUCAACCUGGAUUUAAAACAUUGACACUUAGGGCUGCCCUCACCUCUGUUGGCAACUUAUUCCAUUUGUGUGCCGCCUAAUAGCGAAAUGCUGCUUCACCAUGUUUGCUUUUGGACUCUGCACAGCUUUCCGCUGGUUGCUGUCAUUAAAUUGCUUCAGUUUGGUUCAAUUGUCUCACUUGUGUUCAAUCUCGGGAAGACUCCAGGCUUGAAAUCUGGCCAGAAGACCAUCGCUGAUACCCUCCAUAGGGAUGGGUAAGCCGCAAAAGUCCCAUAGCAUAUCACUGGCAAGCAAGGAAAGUGGAAGGACAAAAUGCGGCAGGGGAAGGCGCACCAGCAAAAGAGAUGAUAGUUGGGGUCUGCGGAUUAUCAGAGUGGAAUGAGGCGGGAGCCACAGCUUCAAAAACCACCACAUUCAGACGCAUCCGGAUGAUGGGCGACAACUGGCGGGUUCCUCGGGUAAAGCCACUUCUGAGUCUGAGCCAACGUAAGAAGCGUCUCAAUCGGGCCAAGGAGCAGAACAACUGGACUGUUGGCCAGUGGUCCUCUUUUCCGAUGAAAGACAAGUGUCCCUUUCAUUCAGGAAUCAAGGUCCAAGGGUUUGGGGGAAGACUGGUGAGGAACAGGUGGACUGUCCAAAAUCCUCAAUCCAAGGUCACUGCAACAGUUUACCAGAAUGUUUUAGAAGACUGAUUUUGUGAUUCCUUCUGAGGAUCUGGAUGGAGGAUCCAGAUUUCAUCUUCCAGCAGCAGGACCUGCCCCCUAACCAUAUCACCAGAAGCACCCAAACCAGGUUUGAUUGCCAUGCCAUCACAGUGCUGGACUGUACAAACAACUCGCUGGAUCUAAAUGCCUUUGGGUUAUUAUGAGGCGUUAUCCAGAAGAAAAUGAGGACCACCAGCUCCAAAAACAAAGAACUGACCGCAACGUAAGAAGCGUCUCAACCGGGCCAAGCAGAAGGAUGACUGGACUGCUUUCAUUCAAGAAUCAAGGUCUAAGGGUUUGGAGGAAGAUUCGUGAGGAGCAGGUAAAUUGUCCAAAAUCCUCAAUCCAAGGUCACCGCAACUGUUUACCAGAAUGUUUUAGACGACUGACUUUGUGAUUCCUUCUGAGGAUCUGCACGGAAGAUCCAGAUUUCAUCUUCCAGCAGCAGGACCUGGCCCCUGAUCAUACCACCAGAAGCACCCAAACCAGGUUUGAUGGCUGUGCCAUCGCAGUCCUGGACUGUACAAACAACUCGCUGGAUCUAAACACCUCUGGGGUAUUAUGGGCCAUUAUCCAGAAGAAAAUGAAGACCACCAGACCCAAAAACAAAAAACUGGCCACAAGCAUCAAGGGAAUCUGGGCUUCCAUAACUCCCAGGAAAUGCCACGGCGGAUCCAGGCAGUGAUUCAAGCAAAGGGAUUCCCAACCAAGUACUGAAGAUUAAAUAUUGUUUUGGAAGUACCAUAUUUUAAUUGCUGAAAUGUGACCCUCAUUUCUUUUUUUUUUCCUACAAAAACUGACAAGUAAAUGGUGCGUUUCUUCACAUUGUUUUAAUGUUUGAAAUACCUGAUCCCCUGGGUGGAAGGCAAAAUUAUGUAAAAAUAAAAAUAUUCUUGAAAUUGUGGUCCUUGAAUCUAUAAUCUGUAAAAGUUUAAAUUUUUGAAUGUAAUUAUUAUUCCAUGAUAUUCACAUAUUUUGGGAAGGGUCUGCAAGGUGCAGCUAUUUAGGCUACUUGGGAUCGUCAUACUCAUUAUCGACUGUGGUGUCUACGACUUUACGUGUGUAUGACUUUGUAAGGCAGGUUCUAGCCUGGUAAUUGUGGACAUCCGUGAAUGAUUUUACACGAAAGCCAACAGUUUUAAGACGACAAAUCCAGCCCCAGGUGUGCCGUCAAUUAACUCAGAUGUUGUCAGUUAACCUAUCAGGAGUUUCCAAACUCAUGACAUCAUCAACUGGGCUUCCCCAUUCUCUUCAAGGACAUACCGUAGUACUUUUAGUGCAUGUAAACUCUUGAAUUUCUCACUCUCAUUGUAGAGUCAUUUAACAAAAUCACCAGUAAAUAAUUUUGAUGACGCUCGCCGGGAUAGGCUUCAGCACUCCCGCGAUCCUCGUGAGGAUAAGUUGCUCAGAAAAUGAACGGUGAUCCUGACUGAUCUGAAAUGGGAGAGGUUUAGUCUGAGUUGACUUCAGACCGUGAGACAAAAAGAAAUCAAACGUGUGCUUUGGAAACUUCUGGCUUCCACAUUUUGUUCUUGUUUGAAUUCACAGUGGAUGUUUAUUCGUUUUGUUUGGGCAGAUAGAAACGUGUAUGCAUAACUCGUGUAUUUCGACAACGUCAGGCUCUCAUCGAUGGGGUAUAUCUGAGCUGUGUGUAUAGAGCUCGCGCAUCUCUGUCAUAAAAUCACAUGACUUUUAUUUACUUCGCCAUAUUGCCGGUCAAGCUAAGCACCGCUCGAUGCUAAGUCGGUUGGGGAGGACACGGAAAUAUGUCUUGUAGCACGACGCCCAGAGUCUUGUCCGAUUUCGUCAAACAUUUAGAAGGUGGAAAAUAAACAAAGCUACGUGGAAAAAUUAGAUAACCCUAACUCGGCAUAGCGGACCCGUAUUUAAUGCCCAAGUCGAUGUUUUCUGUUUUACAACAAUCGAGCCAUUUGACGGCACCAAAAAAAAAAAAAAAAAAAGGUCACUUGAAUCAUGCAGUGUAAAUCUAGAAUGUAUUCCAAACGUGCAUGUCCCGAGUAUUUUCUACAUACAGUGUAACCUCCAAUGUCAGGCACAAUUCGAUCCAUGACGUUGAUCGACCUCCUCGCCGUUUUCCCAAUUCCUGGCAGAGACAGGAUGUUGUUAGUUAUUACACUUUUAUUAGAAAAAAAAUCAAAACACACUUCUGAGUUUGACCUUUAAAAUACUCUGUGAGGUGGAUCAGCCGGUAAAGCGUUGGCCUCACAGUUCUGAAGUCCUGGGUUCAAUCCCAGCCCCGCCUGUGUGAAGUUUGCAUGUUCUCUGCUGUGCCUGCGUGGGUUUUCCUCGGGCACUCCGGUUUCCUCCCACAUCCCAAAAACACGCAACAUUAAUUGGACACUCUAAAUUCCCCUUAGGUGUGAUUGUGAGUGCAGCUGUUCGUCUCCAUGUGCCCUGCGAUUGGCUGGUAACCAGUUCAGGGUGUCCCCCGCCUCCUGCCUGUUGACAGCUGGGAUAGGCUCCAGCACUCCCUCGUGAGGAUAAGCGGCAAAGAAAAACGGCACCAUGCACGACGGUGUUCUUGCCUUAUAAUUUUCCAUGGAGGUUACACUGUCCGAUGACUUUGUGAUGACUUCCUGUGCCUCCGUUUAUGUACUGUCCAACCUUUCUAUUUGUAUUUCCAGGGUUUUAAAAUGGGGGGUGGGGGCAGCAGAACGGCUUUAACACUCAGAAAUACCUCCCAGGUUAGGAGUCAAUGCGUCUUCUUGCUGACAUCAACCUGAGGCCACAUACCAGAUUUUUCACCACGGCAAACGAGACUGUUCUCUCUCUUCCCUGCGUGUCGGUCGGGCUCGAAAGUCAAAAGUCUUAUUUGCUCCUUCGGGGGUCAAAAGAACUGCUGACGCCCCAGUAAUUUCAGCGGACUUUGCCGUGAUAUGAUAGCAUUCAUGGAAGUCUUCAAUAUUGUUGAUGCUGUUUUUUUUUUGUUUGUUUGUUUUUAACAAUACACUUAAAAUUCCCCCCUCCCCUUUUUUUUUUUUUUUUUGCAUUCGCUUCCCACAAUGAACGAGUGUACUGGAAUAGUUGUUUGUAUGAACAGUGAGGCCCAUGUCUGUCAUUUUCUUCGUGUGGUUAUUUAAAAGGGAAGCUAAAAUGAAGUUUGGGACACUCCCGGAGCACAGCAUACCGUUGACGAUAAACUAUUCAUAAUUCAUGUGACUCACUGUGAUGCCCCAUGAGUCAUCUUCUUGGUUUUUAUGGGUAGCAAAAUUUUCAUGUUACACCUGCUCUGCGGAGCAAAUGUGAGGAUGUGACGGGGUCCAAACAUUCAAGGAGGUUUGGGUCUGCCUUGCUCGUGCAGGACCAGCGUGAAUGUCGAGACAAUUACAUUUUUAUUUAUUUUUUUUUUUUGCGAGGCCUUGUCCUGCAAGUAGCAAUUCGUCACUCCCGUGCAGAAAUGUUCUUUUGUCUUUUAUAUGUACUCAUGUCUUUGUGAUAUAGUAUUUAUAAGUACUAUUUUC